GUUUAAUUACAUGUUCAAUUACAUGUUCAAUUACAUGUUCAAGAUGAUUCGGUUACAUAGACUUCUAACCGUGGCCCAUCUAUUUAUUUUGGCUAGUUCCGGUCUUAUUUACCGAGGCGAUAAGCAACCAGCCUUCAGCUCAUCAACACAUACCUAGUUGAGAUCCUUUGACUAACAACUCUUCUCAAAGUUCACCUCCUUUUCCAUUCUAAAUAAUGUCUAAGUUUCCAAUUGGUAAAGAUGCGCCUAGGGGGUUAACUAUGUUAGAAUCAUUAAAACCGCUUGUCGGCAUCGAGAAGGUUGAGGCGUAUUUGAAAUUGGCCUCAGAAUCCCAAGACCCGAAGAAUCAUGAAUGGAUGACAGCUAUAACGCCUUACUUGUCUAUUGUUUCGCACUCGUCCUCUCCGCCGCAUCCUAGUAUCACUUUCCGGUUUACUGUGCAGCCUAUCCAUAGCAACGGUCUCGGUAAUCUACACGGCGGAUGCGCAUCUACUAUUUUUGAUGCAUGCACUACGCUGCCGCUGCAUCUUAUUUCGAAGCCCGGCUUUUGGCAGUAUACGGGCGUCAGCCGCACGCUCAAUGUUACGUACCUACGACCAGUUCCAGUUGGUACCGUCGUCGAUAUCAAGUGCGACAUCUUGCACGCCGGUCGCAAUUUAUGCGCUCUAAGAGGGGAGAUGAGGACCGUAACCAAAGACGGCCGGGAAGGGCCCUUGUUGGUUGUUUGUGAGCACGGAAAAGCCAGCACAGAUCCGCCGGUCGGGAAGUUGUAGAUAGAGGUUGUCUGUCGUUUGCCUCUGAUGAAUGUAGCAGGAGGGGCGGUAUGGCUGGCAGGAUUUAUGUCAAGGGAUAGCUUUAAGACCUCUGGCAGAAAUGUAAAAGACUUGGCAUACGCGUCACAGCAGUUCGGAAAUCUUCAUUACUCCUAAUCUGUUCUUUGGUCUACCAUAGGGGUAAUGCGGUGUGACGAGUUACUGUGUUGUUUAAGACAUGAGGCAACUUCGCUUCGAGCUUACCGACGCACGGUUUUUAUCGAUAGGUAGGUUGCCUACUUUUUUUAUCCCUAAUUAAUGCAGUGUUAUCUAUAAGUCCUGGCGAAUAGAGCAGCACGAAUCUAGCGUCAUUGUCAUUCGAGGC
Molecule: messenger RNA, 1137 nt
Organism: Daldinia decipiens
Lineage: Eukaryota; Fungi; Ascomycota; Sordariomycetes; Xylariales; Hypoxylaceae
Product: HotDog domain-containing protein
Exons: 2
Coding region: 216-773 (185 amino acids)
Molecular function (GO): fatty acyl-CoA hydrolase activity
Source: RefSeq, a predicted model, not a curated record